AUGCAAAGUUUUCGUGUCACGAAAACCGUGCUCCUUCUGCUAAAGCUACUGGUUCAGUCUAAAGUGAAGAGGGUCUUCUAUUUGCCGAUAGAGCCCGAGUAUUUUAAGAGAGCAAAUGAUGAAGAUUUUGAUGUUGAAAUGUCGCGCGUCGAUGAACUAUUUAAAGUGAGUUCGAUCGCCCAGUCAGUGUUUGUUCCAAGAGCAGGAAAAGACGUUAUUGAUGUUGCUGAAAGGAAACACCAAACAGAAACAAGCCAAAGAACCACCGAACAACGAAAUCUCUUAAACAAGUACUGGCAUGUUGAAUGGUUUGAGACUGAAGACGACCAAGGCAAUAUUUGUCAAGGGAGACUUCCAUGGCGAACUUUCAACUGCGAAAUGAGGGAGCAGGUUAAAAAAGAUUUUGAAAGCAUCACUGAAUGGAUGGCUCAUGCCCUUAUCAAAUCAAAGUUACCAAGAGACGCGUCGUCUGAAGUCUUUCGACGCAGGCAAGACAUUCACUUAAUGAAACUGGCAUUCUUCCUAGCUGAGCGAACAGAUGAUCCAAAGAGAGGAGUUGGAGCAGUAAUAGUGAACAAAGAUAAGGAUAUUGUGGGCCUUGGUUGGAACGGAUUUCCGACGAAGUCGCUUUAUGGAGAGUUUCCAAGAGCCGCCUACAACGAAAACACAUCCCGAGGGGAUAACGACGCACACUAUCAGGAUCAGAAGUAUCCGUAUAUCAUCCACGCUGUACAGAACGCGCUACUGAUGCGAAACACCAAAAGCAUCCAGGAUGCGACUCUGGUUGUAACGAUGACGCCAUGCGAUGACUGCACUCCUCUGACUGAUAUGCAAGGGAUCAAAAGAGUUGUAUUCGGAGAAAGGAUUCGAAGUGAUUCAAGCCGGCCACUGAUUAAAUUUACAAAGUUUCGAAAGAGGGUAGAUGAUAGAGAUAAUCCGAUUGAGUGCCUUGAACUAAAAUAA
Messenger RNA from Porites lobata, 963 nucleotides. NCBI's taxonomy places the organism in Eukaryota, Metazoa, Cnidaria, Anthozoa, Scleractinia, Poritidae. The record is from the annotation of a GenBank genome assembly.